Messenger RNA from Tuber aestivum (summer truffle), 2131 nucleotides. The record is from the annotation of a GenBank genome assembly. NCBI's taxonomy places the organism in Eukaryota, Fungi, Ascomycota, Pezizomycetes, Pezizales, Tuberaceae.
GCGGAACCGGCUGCCACACACCAGACUUUAAACGCGCAUCUCAUUUCCUCUAACCACCUCCCUCACCCCGCCCCCACCAGACACACAUCUCCUUCUCUUUCUCUUCAUUCACUGAGUCUUUCUUCUCAAUCAACAAACCGUAUCGUUUAACUCCCUGGGAUACCUUCCACGAUGGCUGAAAAGGAUGAACAACCCCCCGCACUGCUUCAGACUCGAGAGGUGCUUGCUCCUGUAAAUCAAGAGCAAAACAUCAAUCCAUUCACAGUUGAAGGGGCCUUGGUUGACGGCAAAGUUGUCGCUAUCGAUUACGAGAAGCUCAUCAGGGACUUUGGUACCAGACGGAUUUCCCCUGAGCUUCUCGCUCGCUUUGAGAAGCUUACUGGGCAUAGGCCCCAUCAAUUUCUGCGAAGAGGAAUGUUCUUUUCCCAUAGAGAUUUAGAGAGAAUCCUCAACCUUUAUGAGCAAGGGAAACAAUUCUACAUCUAUACUGGGAGGGGCCCUAGCAGUGAGAGUAUGCAUCUUGGGCACAUGGUUCCCUUUAUGUUUACCAAGUAACUAUGAACCAUUACCUUUUCCUUGAUGCUCACUUGCUAAUUUGAAGUAGGUGGCUUCAGGAAGCUUUUGACGUUCCCCUGUGCAUCAUGUUGACGGAUGAUGAGAAAUUUCUUUUUAAGCAAAACCUCACCAUCGAGAACGUCAAAACCUUCGCCCGGGAAAAUGCGAAGGAUAUCAUCGCUAUGGGCUUUGAUGUGAACAAGACAUUCAUAUUCUCUGACCUUGAUUAUAUGGGAGGAGCCUUCUAUGAGAAUAUUUUGAAAGUAGCCCGUUGUAUAACCACGAACCAGAGUAAAGCAGCGUUUGGUUUCACCGAUAGGUAGGUCACUUGCUCCCUCACGGAUAGUUUGUUCUUACGCGAGGAAAGUGAUAAUAUCGGCAAGCUGCACUUCACCGCCGUGCAAGCCAGCACAGCGUUUUCGACUACCUUCCCCCAUAUAUUUGGUGACGAUCCGAUCAAAGUGAGAGAGAUCCCGUCCUUGAUCCCUUGUGCCAUCGAUCAAGAUCCGUACUUCCGCCUGACUAGAGACGUCGCUGCGAGAUUGAAAUACCAAAAGCCAGCCCUAAUUCAUGCAAAAUUCUUCCCGGCCCUUGAGGGUUCUGGUAGUAAGAUGAGUGCUAGUAUCGACACCAGCGCGAUCUUCAUGAAUGACACUCCAAAUGCAAUGUUUGUUUUGAUUCGUUUGAGUGCCAUGAAAUUGAGUGCUGAUCUCUGAUUAUAGAAAAAAGAAGAUCAACAAGUAUGCCUUCUCCGGGGGUCAGACCACUACUGAGGAACAACGCCUGUAUGGGGGUAACCCGGAUGUCGAUGUCUCGUUUCAGUACUUGACUUUCUUCCUUGAGGACGACGAGGAACUGGAAAACAUACGUCAGUCUUAUAUCAAGGGCACUCUCCUCACUGGAGAGCUUAAGGCUAGGUGCAUCAAGGAGCUACAGGGCUUUAUUGCAGGCUUCCAGGAGAGAAAGAAGGCCGUUACGGAUGAGAUCUGUGCAGAAUUUAUGAGGCCAAGGCCACUCACUUGGGGCCACGGCCGGCCUAGGGAUGGGGGCAUCGGGGGUGUUGUCGAGAAAGUUAAGUCGGCUACUAUUGGCUAGAUCAAUGCGAUUUCGGCCUUCGGGCCUCGUCGAUAUGUAGAUCAGAUCAUAACGAAAUACCCAAUUUCCGUUUCCAGGCCGGGCCGUUGGUCCUUGAGGUUCAUGUCCGUUCCUUGGUCCUGCCCUAGGAGGUAGACUUGGAAAGAUGGGGCAUGAUUUAGAGCCUGACGGUAGGACGGCUGCUGCCUUGCCUUCCAAACUACUACCGUGUGGGGUUGUAUAAUAUUGGUCCUAACCUAGCCCGGGCUCAUGGAGGUAAGUGUGGGUGUGAGCGCUGUGUGGCUGACCCCUGAAGAACCCGACACGAUAUGGUGUAGGAUACCCAAAUAUAUUGUGUUAUCUGGUAUUUCAGUGCUGUACGUACAAAGUGCCCCGCAAGAUCUUAGAAACCCCCCCUCAUGCGCAGAUUUUUCCGGGAUGUAUCGUAUUUGAUGGGCUGUAUUCUGCAGAGCGAACUUUUAUAUAAGCAUCAUUAUCGUGA